UUUUGCUAAGGGACAGAGAAAUGAGUUUUGAAAAUGGAGGUAAACGCUAUAUAUAGUCUGAAGUGUCACCAUACAUGGGAUGGAAGAGAGAAGCAAGGCUUCGUCUGCACGAGUGGCAUUAUUUUUGUUACGGUCAGCAAGACGCCUCCAAGUGCUCUCAGGCUGACCUGACUCUCAGCGCCGUUCACUUCUCCAACGGUCUUUGUUUGAAGUUUUCCUGACAUGCCGACGAGGGCCAUGCCGUUUUAUCAGAAAACACAGACACGGGUUGGACAUCAGUAUUCCAGCUCAAAGCAGCAGAUCUCAUCGAGGAAAUCAAGCACCAAGUCGACGAAGAAGGAGCAGGUCGAGGCCACUGAGGUUAUGGCGGAACCAGCCUAUACGGUGCCAGCCUUCAGAACGAGGCAACCUGAAGGAAUGGAGGAGUAUCAGCGUGUGUCCUCUCAUCUUGAGAGAAAUCUGACUUCCCUGCAGGAAGAGCUGCACAGGAUGAGGGUUUCCACUCACGAGCAAGUGCUGAAUAUUGAGAUUACAAAUGAGGUGAGAGCAAUGAAGUACAUCAGGAAAGAGCUUCCUAUUGAGAUUCCUAAAGUCCCAGACUUCCUGUUGGGUCUGAGAUCUCAUACUGUGUGGGAGAAGACUCCAGUCAAGCUCUUCUGCACUGUCUCUGGCACCCCCACCCCCAUCGUCCAAUGGUAUAAGAGUGGCGUUCCCGUUGACCCUCUGAGUGCACCCGGAAAAUACAAAAUCGAAAACAAAUAUGGAGUUCACAGUCUGAUUAUUAGCAGAUGCACAAUAGCUGAUUCUGCUGUGUACAGCGCUGUGGCUACCAGCUCUCAGGGAAAGGCCAUCUCUAAGGCCACAGUCUGUGUGAGAAGACCAUCUGGGGCUGCAGAGAGCUCUUAUCUUCCAGGCCAAGCACCCUUGCCUUUUGAUAUCCAGCGUAGCAAGCUGGAAGUGACCCUGCUCGAGAGGUUUGGAGUGACGUUUGGAACGGAGGGCGAGUCGUUGACUCUGGUGGCGAACAUGGUGGUGGUACCUGACCUUCCUAAUCUGCCACCAGAGGUUAUGUGGUACAGAGAUGAUACCCUGCUGACACCAUCCAGAUGGGCUGAGAUGUAUGUCGGCGGUGGGGCUGCCAAGCUGACUCUGCCUCACCUGAACAAGGAUGAUGAGGGUCUGUACACGCUGCGCGUCUGGACCAAGGAUGGAACCACCGAACACAGCGCCUACCUGUUUGUCAAGGACGCCGCGCCCUCAGUAGCCGGAGCCCCAGGAGCUCCCAUGGACGUCACAGUCUCUGAUGCCAGUAAGGAUUAUGUCCUCGUCUCCUGGAAGCCUCCCAACACCACUAAUGAGCCACUUAUCACUGGUUACUUUGUGGAUAGACGCAAGUCUGGAACUAAGGACUGGGUCCAGUGCAACAGCACUCCCGUUAAGGUGUGCAAGCUUCCUGUGGAUGGGCUCACCGAGGGGGAUUCCUAUCACUUCCGGGUCCGGGCUGUGAACAGCGCGGGUAUCAGCCUGCCCUCCAGGAUGUCCUCUGGAGUGACCGCUGCCGACGUGGAAAGUGACGUGGAAGUGAUUAAAAUCCAGGGGAAGUAUGAUAUCGCAAUUCGACAGGAGGAACUGCAAGGAGCGUACGUUACGUUGCCGGAGCCCCCGACAGACGUGCAUGCUACUGAAAUAAAUCACACGUAUAUUGUUCUGAGCUGGAAGCCACCCAUUCCCCGAGGACGGGCAACUGUGUGGUACCUCAUUGAGAAGUCGCUGGGUGACAGUAACUCGUGGCAGAGAGUCAACACGGGCGUACAAAUCCGCUCGCCACGUUACCCUCUUUACGAUCUGGAGGCCACGAAAGCGUACCGUUUCCGCGUUAUCACAGUCAACAAGUACGGCCCGAGCGAACCAUCGGAGCCCUCGGCUCUCAUCCAGAAGGCAGACGCUUACGGCUGCGCUCCAAGCACCGGAGUUCCCUCGGCUCCGGGUAAGGUCUUCGCUUCUAGAAACACCAAAACAUCUGCGUUUGUGCAGUGGGAUCCGCCCAAACAGGGCAAAAACCUCAUGGGUUAUUAUGUGGAUUGCUGUGUUGUCGGCUCCAAGACUUGGGCGCCCUGCAAUCACAGACCCUACAAGCACACCAGGUUUGUGGUCCAUGGCCUGACUCCUGGUGAUACGUAUAUAUUCCGUGUCCAGGCAGUGAAUGCCUAUGGUCUGAGUGAAGAGUCUCAGGAGUCCACUCCACUCUUCAUUGACGCUGCUCUUGAGAGAGGAGUGGACUAUGCGGUGCCCUCUGCCCCGUACGCCAUCACUCUGCUCAGCUGCGACGGAGCCUCCAUGACCCUCGCCUGGAAACGCCCUAAACACACCGGUGGAAGCAGGAUCACGUCGUACUUCCUGGACAAACGGGAAGCGGACUCUGUGCUGUGGAAGGAGGUCAGCUCAAGACCUGCCACUAGCAGGGUUUAUAAGGUGGAGAAUCUGACCGCUGGAAACUUCUACGAGUUUAAAGUUCAAGCUGGAAACAUGGCCGGUGUCGGUCUGGCAUCUGAGCCCAGCGUGCCAUUCGCCUGUGAGGCCUGGACCAUGCCUGAGCCUGGCCCUGCAUAUGACAUCAGUUUCUGGGAGGUGCGAGAUGAUUCGCUCCUGGUGCGGUGGAAGGCUCCAGUCUACACUGGGGCCAGUCCUAUCACGGGUUACUUUCUGGAAAUGGCCAAGAAGGGAUCCUCUGACUUUGUGGCAGUCAAUGCUGAGGCCGUGAACCGUUGUUACUUGAAGGUGACCGGUGUGGAGACAGGAGCUUCGUAUGUGUUUAAAGUAUGUGCCGCGAAUGCCUCGGGUAAAGGAAGGGCCUCAGACGUGUCUGAGGCUGUGUGUGUUAAAGCUCUGCCAGGUACGAAGGAGAUCGUCUGUGGUGUGGAUGAGGAGACUGGAGAUAUCUUCUUGUCCUUCGAGGCUUGCGAGACAUCUGAGCACUCCAAGUUUGUUUGGUCCAAGUCCUACAAAGAAAUCGCCGAAUCCAAGAGAGUCACCGCCUCAGCUGUCGGAAGAACCUCCAAGCUGACGUUUAUCAACCCUGAGAAGGACGACCUGGGUCUCUACUCAGUGGCUGUGACGGAUACAGAAGGAGUGUCCUCUAGUUACAGCCUCAAGGAGGAGGAACUCAAUAAAAUGCUCGACCUCAGCUACAACAUCAGACAUCCAAUUGUUCCCCUGAAGACAGAGCUGAACUACGAAGUUCUCGAGAAGGGUCAUGUGCGUUUCUGGCUGCAGGCCAAGAAGCUGUCCUCUGCUGCGUCCUACAGGUUCAUCGUUAACGAUAAGGAGAUCACUAGUUCCGAGGGUCAAAAGGUUAGCCACAAUGCUUCCACUGGAGUUAUUCAGAUGGUAAUUGAGCACUUCACCAGAGCCAACGAGGGCACGUAUACCCUUCAGAUCCAUGACGGAAAAGCCAAGAACCAAAGCUCCCUGGUGCUUGUGGGAGAUGUCUUCAAGACUGCACUGAAGGAGGCUGAAUUUCAGCGAAAAGAACACCUGAGGAAACAAGGCCCACAUUUCUCGGAGUACCUGUCUUUCCAUGUGGAUGACGAGUGCACCGUUAAGCUUGUAUGCAAGCUGGCCAACGUGAGGAAAGACACCACGUUCACCUGGUUUAAAGAAGACGAAGAAAUCACUCUCGAUGCCGCACCCAACCCAAUGUCCGGAUCCUGCGCGCUUCCUAUCCCCUUGUUUUCCAGAAAAGACCAGGGCAUUUACAAAGCAGUGCUGAGCGAUGAUCGUGGAAAGGAUACUUCUGUUUAUGACAUUUCUGGCCAAGUAUUUGAGGAUAUCAUCAGCGCCAUCGCCCACGUUUCUGGCUCCUCUGCCUCUGAACUGAUGUUGCAGUGCACACCAGAGGGCAUCAGACUGCAGUGCUAUAUGAAAUACUACACAGAGGAAAUGAAGACCAGCUGGUUCCACAAGGAAAGUAAAAUCGCCUCUUCGGAGAGGAUGAGGAUCGGAGGCACGUCCGAAAUGGCCUGGAUGCAGAUCUGUGAGCCUACUGAUAGGGAGAAGGGCCAGUACACCAUUGAGAUUCACGAUGGCAAAACUGCCCACACCCGAUCCUUUGACCUCUCUGGACAAGCAUACAAUGAUGCUUAUGCUGAAUUCCAGCGACUCAAGGCCGCAGCAUUUGCAGAGAAAAACCGUGGCAGAGUAGUGGGUGGACUGCCAGACGUCGUCACGAUUAUGGAGUACAAGACCCUGAACUUGACAUGUACAGUGUGGGGUGACCCCAAGCCCGAGGUCACCUGGUUCAAGAACGAACAGGAAGUUGUGUCUGACGACCACAACCAGAUCACUUUCGAGAGCGGCAAGUUUGCCAGCCUGACCAUUAAAUCCGUUACGGUGGAUGAUUCAGGCAAGUACAGCAUCAACGUGCGGAACAAGUAUGGCGGCGAGUUUGUGGAGAUCACCGUCAGUGUGUACAAGCUGGGCGAGGAGAUCCAUGAACCCAAGUUGGGACAGAUGGCGAGACCCACCACAGCACCCAAGUCCUCCGCACCACCCUCCUCAAAGCCCCAGACUCCUGCACCAUCCGUGAAGACCCCUACCCCAGCCCCGUCUGUUAAAUCCCCAACUCCACCUCAAGCCGCAAAGUCCCCUACCCCGACUCCCAAAUCCCCCACCCCACCUAGGAGUGCCAAGUCCCCCACUCCUCCCAGAUUCAUGAGGUCCCCAACGCCCACCAAGAAGUAAAACAAGAAGCUGUUACGUUACUUCCAGUGGAUGAUUUAGAUAUUGAUAUCGCAAAAAAACGUAUAGUGCUUGAUAAUAUUUGAAAAAUUUGACCACAGAAGUGGUUUAUCAAUCGCUAACUUAUUGGCCAAAAUAAAAGAAUAUUGGCAUCAAGUUAACCUUGUUAGUUUGUCAUUUUUCAUAGAGGUGGCUUAUAAAUCAACAUAGUCUACGUUCUAUGUGCAUGAGAGCUUUCAGAAAUGCGUUUGGGUAGAUUUUAUUAGAUCAGACUAGAACUCUAAUAUCAGACUCUGUUGUAACAAAAGUCAAGGAAGUGGUUAAAUAUUCAUUUAAUCCAAAAACAUUAUGAUAAUAACAACCACCACGUUUGUGAACGCCAUCACCAUACACCUCUUCUUCUGUAGUUCGUAAUGCUUUGUUUUGGCAAUAAAAACAGUGAUCAACUUC
Molecule: messenger RNA, 5187 nt
Organism: Ictalurus punctatus (channel catfish)
Lineage: Eukaryota; Metazoa; Chordata; Actinopteri; Siluriformes; Ictaluridae
Gene: myom2a
Product: myomesin 2a
Exons: 39
Coding region: 223-4740 (1505 amino acids)
Molecular function (GO): protein binding
Source: RefSeq, a predicted model, not a curated record